GCAGCGCUGAGCUGUGCCCCGCUCCCACAGGAGCACCCCGAGGACGGCCGUGCCAGCAUCUACCGCUCCGUCAUCAUCAACACCUCCAAGGAGAUGAUGUGCUUCAGCGACUUCCCCAUCCCUGAGGACUUCCCCAACUACAUGCACAACUCCAAGAUCAUGGAGUACUUCCGCAUGUACGCCCAGCACUUCGACCUGCUCCGCCACAUCCGCUUCAGGACCAGCGUGUGCCGCGUGUCCAAGCGCCCCGACUUCGCCAGCAGCGGGCAGUGGGAGGUGGUGACGGAGAGCGAGGGGAAGCAGGAGGCGGCCGUCUUCGAUGCCGUGCUGGUGUGCAGUGGGCACCACACCAACGCUCAUCUCCCGCUCAGUUCCUUCCCAG
This is a messenger RNA of Pyrgilauda ruficollis (rufous-necked snowfinch), 382 nucleotides long. RefSeq names its product flavin-containing monooxygenase 5-like. The annotation marks the transcript as partial. The record is from RefSeq and is a predicted model, not a curated record. The transcript has 2 exons. NCBI's taxonomy places the organism in Eukaryota, Metazoa, Chordata, Aves, Passeriformes, Passeridae. Gene Ontology annotation, molecular function: NADP binding; flavin adenine dinucleotide binding; N,N-dimethylaniline monooxygenase activity.